CCUAAAGUACGUUUUUUUUGUUGCUGAACAUGCGCAGAACAAACAGGAACUUACAAACGAAGACAGGAAAACAAGGGAGUGUCAUGUGACAGUCACGUGAGCGCUACUCCUCACCAUUUCUGAAGGCUGAUGUGCAAGUUGGAGAAAGUCUCAAGAAAAGGGGACACUCCGACACUGAAUCCUCUGCUGGCGAGGAAUUGCGUUUUUCUCCUGAACCAAUGGAGUCAACACAGGAGGGUACACAUUCAAUAGAAAAUCUGCGAAGUAGACGUCAUAACGACGAUGAUGACCCAAACAGUCAAAUUGAAAAUCCAUCACCUGUUCAAAAAAGAACUUCCAGGCGUGGUGGUCGCGGACAACGUGGUCGUGGCAGUCGUCGUGGACGUGUAGGCCGUGGUAGACAGCAAGAAUUGGACGAGGAAGAUAGGCAAUUUCUCCCAAUCAUAAACUGUGAGCUGCUAAUACAGCUAGUAGAAGCAAGGCCAGCUUUAUGGGACCAAACAGACCCCAAGCACUCGGACCACAACACGACUCGUCGACAAUGGCAAGAGGUCUAUGCCAAUUUGGUUCCCACAUGGAACGAUUUGAGCCGUCAGGCUAAAAAAAAUUGUGGUACAUUAAUUUCAUUCCUUUUGUUAAAUCAUUUGGUUUUAGAAGAUUUGAUAGUGAUGUUUCUAGUUGGAAGAAUAGUGAAGUGAGCAUAAGUUUUCUGUUUGGAAAACUUUGUUUCAACAACUGAUGCAGCCAAUUCAGGUACCGGGCAAAAUAACAGUUAACUACAAUGCAGAAUUUUGGACUGCCUGGGGCAACAGUUUUUUAUGCAAUCCGAUGUCAACAGAAAAGAAUAUAUAUAGCAUUAUAUACGGUUAUUAAAAUUGUUCUUUAUUUUCUAGCUGAAAUCAUAUCAACACGCUGGAGGUCAAUACGCGAUAGGUUUAUGCGUGACCUCAAUCAUGAACGAACGGCGCCAAGUGGUUCGGGUACUUCUCGGAGGAAACCUUACCAAUAUGCACCACAUCUUCAAUUUCUUCAACAUUGUUUUCAGCAGCGCAUGCGAGUUAAAUUUCCUAAAGAGAAGCCAAAAAAAAAUUAUAGAAAUUAUACCUUUUAUUUCCCUAUCUAUUUUAGGACUCAUUCAAGCACACUCCCUCCUGAAGCAGAACCUGUUGAACAUGAGGACUCAACCGAACAAUUGUCUGGACGAUCUACCGAUCAAACUUCAUUACCAUCUCAGUCACAGGAUUCUACUCUGGAGUCGCGCGGCCGGCAAACUGAGUCAUGUUCUCAGAUUGAAGAUACUAGACAGUUCAUUUCUUCUGCCUUUGACAGAGUUUUAAGUAGGCCGAGGCCACUUCGAAGACCACAUAGAGUCUUUGAGGAUCUUGCACUGAUCUUCCGAGAUUGUUUAUUAAAAAUAGAGGAGGAGCAAACUCGGUAUAAGCAAGAGUUAACUUCCAUGAUCAAUCAUGUCGAGGUAGUUUGUCGUCCAGAACCCCUUAACCAUAAUCAGCAGUUUCUCUUAACGUUAAGUCAUUGGAUGGACAACAUGACUCCAGAGCAGAAUUGUGAUUGUCGAGUGACAUUGAUCAAAACUGUUUGGAAUAUUAAACACGCACCAUCCUCUAAUUUUGUUCCUCUGUCUCAGUCGUAUCCACCAGCCACCUCCUACCCAACAUCCAUGACUUCUCCACCUGCUCACUCAUACUCUGAGCCACAUAUCGCUCCCCAGUCACAAAACUUUCAACAGUCACAAAACUUUCAACAGUCACAAAACUUUCAACAGUCACAAAACUUUCAACAGUCACAAAACUUUCAACAGUCACAAAACUUUACCUACGUACCACAACUUCCCACAGGCCCAAAACGUAGGCACUGCACAAAACUUUCCAGCUUUACAGAACUUUCCAUCAACAUCCCACAUCUUUAUUCCAUCCCAAAGCCAUCCACCGUCCCAAAGACAACCUACGUCCCACCAAUAUCCAACGGCUCACACAUUUCCACCUUCUCAAAGCCAUAGCACAUCCGUCAGAUAUCAACCUGCAUCAACCUUUCAAGAGACUUUAAGCCAAUCUCAAUCACAGCUACCUUCCUAUGUCUCUGCACAAACACCUUUCCAAUCCAACAACACUGGAAGUUCCCAAACACGUCUACAGACACCAAGUCCAGAUGUCAUUUCUAUGUCAACUCCAAAUAAAAUCUCCAUAAACUAAGGUGUUUCCACCUCUGUUUUUCCCACUCCAACCACUUUUACUACCCCUUUCUCAAACAAAUCUGUUCCAUACCAAUCUGAUACUGAUUCAUAUUCCCUUCAUACCCCACAACAUCAACAACAGGGUGAAUAUGUCAGACCACAACAUUCGUUCAUGCAAUCACUUCUAGACCAAAGUGCAGAAGAUGCUGGGUCCCCAACUGCAGCCCCAGGAAAGGCUCCAUUCACUCAACCACCGCCCUAGUUAACAAAAUAUAUAUUAUGUUUUAAAGUUUAUAAAUGAGUACCUCACAAGGUUUAUAUUGACCACUGUGUCAAUUUGUUGAAGUUUAUAAAUAAGUACCUCACAAGGUUUAUAUUGACCACUGUGUCAAUUUUUGGAAGUUUAUAAAUAAGUACCUCACAAGGUUUAUAUUGACCGCUGUGUCAAUUUUUGCACUUUAAUGAUGUUGAACUUGAAAGAUUUUAUAUGUUUUAUACUUUUAUAUUAUUAGAUUAAUAAGGAUGUUUCAGAUAUGUGUGUAAUUAUUGUGCACUUAUCAGCUUUCAGAAGCCGAUACAAGCUGCUAAAUAUAGGCAGGUGGUUUGAUUUCCUCGUUCGGACGUUUAGAUUUUCAAGAACUAACAUGAUAAUUAUAGCAGAUUGGACCCUAAAAAGAGUAAUUGGCCUUAUUAUUCAUGAUUUCUUUAUCUCCUGCCCAAGGUGCUGAUGACUUACAGUUUUCCAACUAGUCUUUUUUCCUUAUAUUAAGGAGAAAAAUGCCAUUCAUCAGCACAUGGGUCAGAGACACAGAGAUUAGCUACCAUGACUAGACUCAGAUUGGUUCAACUCUUUUACGGUAAUGGACUGCAAUGAUUAUGAUGAUAGUUCUUGUUUACCACUUGCGAGUGAGUGACACAGUACACAAAUCUAUAUACUGUCACUUAUUCACCACCUUGCGUGGUCUGCACAAAGCUGAUGACUUUUUCAGUCUCCCACCUGUUGUUGUUCCAUUGCUAUUGUCUCGCUAUCGUGAUCCUCCAUUGUACACUUGCUUGAAAACAAUGCAAAUACAAUAAUAGAAAUGGCAUAUGUCAUUACUAUUUUCUUUGAUAUAAUGUCUCAUGCACAAGACUGAACACACUCAGAGACAUGGUGUUUGUAAAAAAAAAAUUGUACCUGCUGAUGUAAUUUAAAGGGGUACUGGAGGACACACCAUCAGUGAUUACACUGAUUCUUUGCAUGUUGUGCCACCCACAUGGCUGUAGUCUAGCACUUUUUUACAUCAUAUUGAUGAUGCACAGUAGCCCUGUGUUUGGUGCAUAGCAGCAUUGAAAUAACUGAUAAUGUGCACUUCCAUUUGCAUGAUUCAUGUCACCAUAUAACUUCUUGCCCGCUCAAGGAAGACAUGUCUCGCGGUGCAUACUGUAGUGUGAUUAUUCUGAACUUGGUAUGAUGAUGCUAUCACAUAGCAUGUGCAAUCAUGAGAAUGAUGUACACUUCAGUCACAGAUAGAACAACUUUUUCACAAUGGACAUUUUGUUAUUCCUACA
Bufo gargarizans (Asiatic toad) is the source of this 3742-nucleotide messenger RNA. RefSeq lists its product as uncharacterized. Lineage: Eukaryota; Metazoa; Chordata; Amphibia; Anura; Bufonidae. The record is from RefSeq and is a predicted model, not a curated record. The transcript has 5 exons. Bases 782 to 2017 code for a protein of 411 amino acids.